Messenger RNA from Agrilus planipennis (emerald ash borer), 2189 nucleotides. RefSeq names its product laccase-2. Gene Ontology annotation, biological process: iron ion transport. Gene Ontology annotation, molecular function: copper ion binding; oxidoreductase activity. Bases 263 to 2149 code for a protein of 628 amino acids. NCBI's taxonomy places the organism in Eukaryota, Metazoa, Arthropoda, Insecta, Coleoptera, Buprestidae. The record is from RefSeq and is a predicted model, not a curated record. The transcript has 10 exons. Gene Ontology annotation, cellular component: plasma membrane.
UGUAAUUUCGUUUUUACCUUAAGUAGAAUGGGCAAAAGUAAAAAAGUACAAACUACGUAGGUAUUGUACACAUUGCGAUAACAAUUCUAUCUAAACAUUAAAAAAAGUGGUACUCCGUUAUCUAUAAUAACACCACUGAAAUAGUGAUUAUUACCCUACAACUACAAAGGAGUUCUACGUGUGAAUAAUUCACCUCCAUACCUAUAAAAACACAGACCUAGAAAUAGUGAACAAAAAUAAAUAUUAAGUCACUUAUGUGAAGAUGUGCCUAAACAAAGCUUUAAUAGUUUCGGUACUUUUUUGUCUAUAUCUGGGAUAUCUCGCUGAGGAACCUCACAGCUGUUUAAGACCAUGUACGGUGGAUGGAGAGCCUCUCACAUGUUACUACAAUUGGACAUUGGCACUUUUCCGAACGAUGAGCAAGGCUUGUUACGAUUGUCCCAAAAAUUUGUCAGAUUGUUACUUAGAAGACUGUAUCGCAGCUGAUGGUACAGAAAAAAUGAUAUUUUCAGUUAAUAAAUUACUGCCAGGACCUAAAAUUGAGAUUUGUGAAGGCGAUACAAUUAUUGUGGAUGUAAAAAAUAUUCUUCCAGCUAUAAGUACUACAAUACAUUGGCACGGUAUACCGCAAAGAGAAACACCGUAUAUGGACGGAACACCCAUGAUAACACAGUGUCUCAUUGAACCGUACACCACCUUUAGGUACAAAUUUCAGCCGAAGGUUGCUGGUUCCUUUUGGUGGCAUUCCCAUGCUGCAUGUCAAAGGGAUGGUAUAUACGGUGCAUUGAUUAUAAGACAACCAAAAGAAAAGGAUCGUCAGGGUUAUUUGUACGAUUAUGAUGAAUCAAGUCAUGUAAUUGCGGUUCAGGAUUGGUUUAAUAGAACUUGCUAUGAUAAGAUUAAUUAUGUGGAAUACAGCACGGGUGCUAUUACAGAUCACACAUUGCUUGUAAAUGGCCGUGGAAGAUUUAGGAAAAUUAAUGGUACUUACACUCCAGUUAGCAGAUUUGUUGUGAAAAAGGGAUAUCGCUACCGUUUUCGGGUGAUAAACAAUGGUCUUCUUGACUGUCCCAUUGCAGUGUCUGUUGACAGCCACAUAGUAACCCUGAUCAGUUCGGACAGUCGAGAUUUCAAGCCAGUUAACGCUUCAUCGUUCGUGACUUAUGCUGGAGAAAGGUGGGAUUUCGUUCUGAAUGCAGACCAACCUGUAGGGUUAUACUGGAUAAAAUUUAAGGGCUUACUAUUUUGUUCACAAUUAAAAAGUUAUCAGGUUGCUGUUUUGCAAUAUGAAGGGGCUUCUGAUACAGAUAUACCCUCUGAUAAAGUUGGCUACAGCAAUGCACAGAACAAGGGACUGCAAGUAAAUUCGUUGGAUAAAGUUCCAGGAAGUAAAAAUAGCAUCACAUUACCAGAACUGCAAUCUUUGGAACCCUGGGACCCUAGUCUAAAAAAAGAUGCGGAUGUGCAAAUUUACAUAGUUGACGAUGUUUAUAAAAAAAACAACAGCCAUUAUCAAAUAGCAGGUUUAUUUGGAUAUUAUCAGGUGAGACCUGAUGAAAGGAAUAUUUCUCCACAAUUGAACAAUAUAGCGUUCAUAUUUCCACCGAUAGCGCUUCUGCCGGAAAGGAAUCGUAUUAACGAGAGCAUGUUUUGCAACGAAAGCAUGGUGACCGGAUGGGACUGCAAGAGCAAAUACUGUGAAUGUAUUCAUCGUUUUAAGGUACCUUUGAAUGCUACUGUGGAGUUGGUAAUUGUGGAUCAAGGUUCGUACGAUGAUAACGAAAACCACCCCUUCCAUUUACACGGCCACUUUUUCCGAACCGUGGGAAUGGGAAGGAUCGGUCCAAAUAAUACGGCGGAAAAAGUUAAAAAGUUGGACGCUGAAGGGAAGGUUAAUCGAAACCUCAAGAAUGCUCCACUGAAAGACACCACACCAAACAUUGGGGGAGGGUAUGUCGUACUAAGAUUUUUUGCCGAUAAUCCAGGUUUCUGGUUCUUCCAUUGUCAUGUUGAAAUCCAUCAAGAAGAAGGAAUGGCAGCAGUGUUCCAAAUUGGCGAACACGACCAAAUGUUGCCGGUUCCACCAAAUUUCCCUACAUGUGGAAAUUAUAAACCGAAUUUGCCCAAUCGUGUCGUUAAAAAUAAUUGAAAUGUAAUGCACACCGGUCGAUUAAAUAAAAAGAAUAUAU